AUGAGUUUGAUCACGAACGUACUGGUUAAAAGAAGCUGCUUCAAGGCGGGCUGGAGAAGGCCCUCGCAGUGGUACUCUCACUACUCCACCACAGCGGGCAAUGCCCGCGUAAACAAGAAGGGAAGCAAGGUAGUGCCUGUGAUGGCGGCGUUAGCACUGGCCUCUAUAUUUGCCAAGAAAUGGUACGACGGCUCGCAGAUCAAGAAGGCAGAUGCCACCAGCGUUACAGUCGACUCGUCCAUCUCCGCAUUUCCGAAGAAGAUGGGCCCCCCACAGUGGCCCUUUGCCACGCAGUACGAGCUGCUCGGGAAGGGUGUACGCUGCGUCUCAUCCAUCACUUUCAAGGCAUACGGCCUGGGCCUGUAUAUAGCUGCGGACGACAAGCAUUUGGUCGCUGAAGUGCUGGACUCGAAAUUUCUCUCUCAGGCGUUCAUCGACACUGCAUCCCCCUCGUCUCCCGCAAGGUCGCAUCAAGAGAACCUGCGUGCGGCUCUGAACGAUCCUGCGAAGGCCCCCAUCUUGAUCAAUAACCUCUUGGACAGCGGGAUUAGGCUCAUGUCCAAGAACACCCCCAUAAAGGCGGGUUCAUUUAAACUGCUGAUGGACGGAACCAGGAAAAGCGUUUUGAAGAACCCGGAUUCUCAGUCCCAGGACAAGACUCGACUGGAGGCCGGGUUCCAGGAAUUACACGACUGCUUCAGGAGUGUAAAGGGGCUUGUGGCUCGGGAUGACGACUUUUUCAUCGAGUUAAAUAAGGACUGCUCUGUGAACUUGUGCUACUACGCCAGGAAGAAGGACGAGUUCGUGAUGCUGGGCACCGUGAAGGAGCCUCUCAUCGGGAAGCUCUUGUUCGCUCACUAUUUCGCUGCUGUGGACCCUCCCUCCCAGGAGGCUAAACAGGAGGCGAUGGAUGCGCUCGUGUCCCUGGCUUAG
Molecule: messenger RNA, 933 nt
Organism: Saccharomyces kudriavzevii IFO 1802
Lineage: Eukaryota; Fungi; Ascomycota; Saccharomycetes; Saccharomycetales; Saccharomycetaceae
Gene: AIM46
Product: Aim46p
Exons: 1
Coding region: 1-933 (310 amino acids)
Source: RefSeq, a predicted model, not a curated record